Molecule: messenger RNA, 4231 nt
Organism: Notothenia coriiceps (black rockcod)
Lineage: Eukaryota; Metazoa; Chordata; Actinopteri; Perciformes; Nototheniidae
Gene: gpc5c
Product: glypican 5c
Exons: 9
Coding region: 295-2037 (580 amino acids)
Biological process (GO): regulation of protein localization to membrane; cell migration; positive regulation of canonical Wnt signaling pathway
Cellular component (GO): plasma membrane; extracellular region; cell surface
Source: RefSeq, a predicted model, not a curated record
AGACAGGGAGGGGAGUGUGCGCUAGGCUUUGGAAACAGGCAUGCAGACAGCCGACCACUGCAAAGUGUUGAGCGCGGGACAGACUGGCUUUAGCCCACACCGCUCUCCCUCUCUCCAAGAGAAGACCCGAACCUCUCAUCCCAACCAAUUAUGUGAAAAUCAGACGGGAACGUUAGUCAGAUGUUUAAACUCAUCGUCGCUUCAUUGUACUUGAGUGCGGUCUAUUUUCAACACUGUCACACAGUUUGCAGCCAGGCUACAUAUCCACAAGGAUACCUGGUGUGAGAUGCGGCAAUGUCCCGAGGAAUAUGCCCACGCGUAAUCUCUUGCGGAUCCUUUUGGAUUUUGUCAGCGGUCAUAUUUGCGGCACAUUUGAUCGACGUGGACGCGUACAGCUGUCAUGAAGUGAAGACCGCUUUCCAGCUGCGGCAGGUCGGGCCGCUGCACCGCGUCCCGGAGACACCUGGCACAGAUGUGGAUCUGAUGAUUUGUAAGCACCAGGGUCCGUCUUGCUGCACCCGGAAGAUGGAGGAGAGCUACCAGUUGGCUGUAAAAAGGGAAACCCUCCAAAACAUUCAGUCCUACAGCUAUGAGCUCGAGCACCUCAUCUCCGGCCACUCGGAUGCCUUCCAGGACAUGUUCCAGUACCUGCUAUCCUUCUCCCAGGGCCACCUGAGCUCUCUGUUAGAGGGAACCUACCCAUCCCUGUCCCACCAUGCUCUGCCCCAUGUUAACCAGCUCUUCGCCUCACUGUCCCUCUACCUCCGUGGGGCCAACGUGUCAGUGGAAGCGUCAGUUCACCAAUUCUUCAACAACCUCUUCCCACUCGUCUACACAAGGCUCAUCAAUCCAGGCAUCGAAGGCAACAUGAUGGUGGGCAUUGAAAUGGGCGACUGUCUCCGUAUGAUCAGGCAGGAUGUCAACCCUUUCGGGAGUCAUCCAGCCGUCAUGGCCCAGGAAAUGGCAGAGGCGUUGGGAGCCGGGAGACAGCUCGGCCUGGCCCUGGAGGAGGGUCUGGAGGUGAUGAAUGCCACCGAACAUGUCAGCAUGAGCAAAGAGUGUGUGAAGGGCCUGGUGAAGAUGGUGUACUGCUCCCACUGCAGGGGACUGACGCUCAUCAAGCCCUGCGUGGGAUACUGUCUGAAUGUAAUGCGGGGCUGUUUGGCCAGCGUGUCGGAGCUGGAUCAGCCUUGGAGGAGGUACACCAGCCUGUUGGAGCAACUGACCCACGCCAUGGCGGGACACCACAGUCUGGAACUAGCCCUUCUGGGGGCCAGGGACCACGUUAAUGAGGCCCUGCUCUACGCACAGCUCCAUGGUCCACUCAUCACCGCCACGGUGGACAAGGUGUGUGGCCUGUCUACUGGAGCGCCCACAAGCAUGCGGCCUACUAGCCCUGAGGUCACAACCUCUUCUGUGACCUCAACUUCUCUUCCUCCAUCUGCCGCCCCCUCCCAAUCCUUACCAGAGCAGUGGCAGUCGCAGUUAGCCCACUUGAGGAGCUCGUUCCCCCUGAAACCCUCCAAGAACAAUAAACAUAAUCUGAGAACCCUCUCUAGGGAGUUCUUGAUGUACCUGCAGCGCUACAAGUCUUUCUUUGCAGCAUUGCCAGAGAUGCUGUGCGAAGGAGACAAUGUUGUUGACGACUCCACAUGCUGGAGCGGAGAAGACGUGGUGGAGAGGGAGAAACAGGGAGAGCGCUACAACCGGGAGACCCAGGAGAAGUUUCCUAAGCUGGGCCAGAUGGAGGCCUGGGAUGAGUUGGGCAGUGGGGAAACAGAUGAGGGCAGCACCACAGACUGUGACGAUGAAGAUGGCUGUCAAGCCUCAGGAGACGGUCAAGAACAUACUUCACAUACAGCCUCAAGUGGAGGGAAGCCCUUGGGGAGACAGCCUGGAGGUGAAAGCCCACGCGAGAACCCUUCCAAGCCCCCCUCGGUGAAGGUGAUAGGGGGCUCAGCGACGGCCAGCUGGGCACGGCUGUGGAGCCUCGCACUGCUCUUUGCUGCACUUUGCCUGCAAUGGACCCUGUUCUGAUUCCAGCAUCUUCUGUGAAUCCCCCACCGACCCCUGCCUCCUCUAGGAUCAACAUACAUGCACAGAGACACUCAUAUCAUAUACAUACCAAGCAUAGUAUCCUUUCUCCUGCCAUUGAUGGGUGGUUAUAACGGAAAAUCGGCAAAGAAGACAAGUUGUGGAAGAGAAGAGGACACGUGCAGGAACUUGUUGUCCUUCAGCAACACUGAUGUUGGUGAAGCUCAUCUCAUGCACGCUGAUCUUCUAAAAUUAGUCGGGUUGCUUCUAGGCUGUUUUGGGGGGCUGGACGUUUAUGUUUACAGACAUCAAUACAGCCCCAUCACUCACAUAUCACACCUUUUGUUGUCAGAAUGGGUCAGCAUCAUUCUGGUUUGACUUAAAAAACGCUUACACAUAUAGACUCACAUUCACGUUUCACAUGUACAAAUAUAGCCGGCUUAUUUUCCUGCUGUUGGUUUUUGCUUAUCCUUCGGAGCUAAAAACACCAUCACGGCCACUGCACCAUCUGCCAGCCAGGCAGAAGAAUUCAUUUGAAAACUCCACUCAUUUUCUUUUGGAGGAUUAAGGAAUGCAUGAUAGAUUGAUAGAUCAAUCCCAGGUGCCUGGCCCAGAACAGCAGAUUUGUUAUACUCUAAUGACUGUGUACCUUGGCGGGGAUUAGAAUGUAAUGAGUUCACAGGUAGAGCACGGGCACACUUGCACGGCUGAACACAUUGUGCAGACAAACUAGGUGUGUAUAGUAUGUAACUGUAUAUAGGUGGAAAGAUUUGAAAAGUGUCUGAGGUACUGAUUCAACAAAAAGCUCUUAACUGAUCGAGCUAAUUGGGUUUUUUCCCUUAGCUAUGAAUGGACUGUGCUUGUCUGCUUCAUACUACGUAUAAAAUAAUGCAACAAAAACCUAGAGAUAUCGUUUCUGUAAGAAAUAAAGCAGGAAUGCACAUCAUUUUUGAACUCAAGCCAACUACAGAAAUGGACACAUUUUGGAUGUUUGAACAAAGCUUGUACAUUGUUGAUUUUACUAAUGUUUAUUGUGCAUCCAGUUUUGUGUGUUUGCUUGUUGAAUUGCACAUUAAUGCAUGAAUGACCUAUCAAGUUAUCAAAAUUGUUAUGGUAGGAUCAGGGCCUUAUUUGGGGAAGCAUCGGAAAAUCAUAUAUCAUUUUUAUUCCAGUAUAUCUCACUGAUGCUGCGAAGUCAGGUUUUAUCUUUCUCUCUCAAAGGUCGAUUUGUCCCAUGCAGAUUUAAAUACAUUUUAACUCACACAAAAAGAGAAAUGUGGGUGUAUCUGUUGCCCAGUAUAAUCACUAAACAGAAGCAAUAGUGCACAAUGGCUAACACUAUACUACGGUAUAUACUGUAUAUCCAUUGUGUCCCUCUUCAUGGAUUUAUCUUACACUUUGCCAAAUAAGCUCUAUUGUCUCGUCACUCACUCUUAAGCAGACCAUUCCUUGGAAUUCCAACAGAAUAAAAGCAAAUCUUAUUUUGUUUUUUAAAUGAUUCCUCAUGGGGAUGGAGCAAAAGGGAAUUUCAACAAAAGACUCUGUGACUGCUAGAAUGGCUUCCUCUGUGUAUCUGUUUUCGCUCUGUGUAGAUGAGAAUGCUUAAUGUACACUUAAGUACCUGAAUGAAUAGUGUGAAUGAGUUUGAAUGUACGGUCAAUGCUAUGCAGAUACAGUAAUAUACCUGAUAAUCCCUAAAAGCUAUAUGGAUACAGUAUCUAAGGCAAACAGGUCUACACACUUACAAGGGUCUAUGUGCAGUGAAAUAUCUCCUCUAUUAACUUGCCUGUUUUGUAAACAGCUCUCCCUCUCCCUACUGAACAGUAACUCACCAUUGACUCUGCCUAAAAGUAGAAGACCCGCUUAACUACUCACAUAUACAUGCAAUAUACAUUACUUUGCAGCUAUAUAAGGUUUUAGCAAUUUAAAUGUGUCACAUCUUAUGUUCUGUAACCACAUUUGUUUAGAUCAUACUGUAUGAGUUCCUCAAUGUAUGUUUUGUUAAUGACUGUCGUUCAAUGCACCCACAGUUCACUUACAGCCCUUUACCCUUGCAUGUGUAUAAAUGUAUAUAUUUUAAGUCACUUGCCGUUUGUUUUGUGUCUCAUUGUGUUUCUUUUGUAUCGGUAUGAUACAGUGUACCUGAGCUCUAUUAAAAGUGCUCUGCUUGUCUGCCUGUGUUGGUACCUGCUCUUUA